AGCAAAUAUCACUUUCGACCCCACCUAUCCCCCUUGGUCCUCCACCCACUCUACUAUAGUAUUGCCAGUCAUACCACUUAAAAAAAAAGGAAAAAGCACUGAGCGAAGGCUGACCAUUGUUGCAUUCUUUCUUCUCUCUCCAAUUUGUGCACUAAGUUUACUCCACAACUCGCGCCAUCAUUCAAGGACAUAUUUCACUCCUUAACACACCCCCACCCUUCAACUUCAAGGUAACAUUGUCUUCUUGGUAAAGCUUUGAUAUUUCUCAAGUCUGUAUAGUGAUUAAAGUGAUUGAUUGAAGAUUUGGAAGGCCUAUAUGCCAUUGUUGAUUGCUGAUUUUGUUUCCGAGAGAAAGGAAUAGAAAAAUCGUUAGUAGCACAGACAAAUGGGGAAAAAGCAGCUGGAUUUCAAUGCACCACUUCUAUCUGUGAGGAAAAUACCAUCAUCUUUAACUCCCAAUGAGAGAGCAAGUAAAAAGAUGGUAGAUAAGGCACCACCAAAUCGACAACAAUCACUACCUGUCAAAAAAUCAGAUUGGGAAUUGCGCGAGGUGACUAAACCAGUAGCUGUUCCAUUUAUGUGGGAACAGAUCCCUGGAAGACCAAAAGAUGACAAUGAACCCCGAACUAACCUUCGUGUGGAACGUUCCAGUAGUCCUAGGCUGCCCCCAGGAAGAUUGCCAGAGACUGUUCGGUUCUAUUCAGGUGAAAGGCCUCGUACUCAUAAUAUUUACAGGUCUCCAGCUGAAGGACUUCCUUGGAUGGAUCAUGCAGCUUUACUGGAUAGCCUGGCAGAAAGCAUAUAUACAAGAGGAGAUAAAGAUAGAGAAAGUGAGGACGAUGCCUAUUCUGAUGCUUCUGAAACAAUGUCACCUACCGAAUCCUUAUCCUUGGACUGCAGUGUCAGUGGUCUAAGCGGACAUCAAACUUCAGAUUUGCAACCAUCCGGAACCUUUUCCAUUGACUCGCAAACUAGAGACUUUAUGAUGAGUCGAUUCUUGCCUGCAGCAAAAGCUGUUGUGUUAGAGACGCCUCAGUAUGUUCAUAAAAAACCAGUUUCCUGUGAACAACCGAUGCCAGUCAAAAAGCUAGUCCCUGUGGAACGAAAGCCUUCGGUUAAGCCAUCUAACCCUGUAUCUUAUUAUAGCAGCUAUCCAGAGGAUGUAGCAAGUGAAUUUGAAGAUGAUGUGUCUGAGAAUCAGCACAAAAAGCCAAGUAAAGGAUGGAAAUUUUUCCCUCGGAUUUGUGUGAAGAAUUCUUUGUGCCUAUUAAAUCCACUGCCAGGACUGAAAGUGAAGACACAUGCUGCUACCACACCCUCAGCUCAAGCAGUAAAGAGAGUUUCAGGAAUGAAACAACCAAAGAUGGCCCAGAGUCCAACAUCUUAUGCUCAUGAAGUCAAGAAAUUAACUAGAAAAGCUUAUAGUGGACCUCUUGAGAAGAAUGCUUGUGAUACCAUAAAUAAGCAAAGAUUUCAUUCUGGAGUAUUGUCUCGUGAGCUGUACAAAGCUGAUAACAGAAGUUUGUCCGGGCAGUUGUCUAACCCUAACGAUUCAUGUAAGCUAGUUGGAAUCUCUCCUGGCAGGUGUUCAAGAAGUGGCGCUAUAUCUCCCUAUAGAAAUGUAGCACCCCCAUCUCCAUUCAAUGAGGGUACAAGGUUUCUUGGUGUGCCAAAGGAGAUGGAGAAUCUUUGGGCUAGUCGCUUUGAUUCAUUCCGCAAAGGUUGCUACACUGUCAAGGACAAGCAGAUAGGCACAGGAAAGUUUUUUGAUUCACCAAGUGAAGUAGUUGAGAAAACCUUGUACAUAGACUCUGUAGAUAAUGUGAAAAUUUCAGCCCCUAAUACUGCUUCUUCAAAACCCAAGGGAUUUGUGAACUCUGAUAAGAACAUGAAAACUCUGGUUGAUAGCCGUAAAGGGCUUGAAAACUUGGCUGCCAGACACUCGAAUGUUUCAGAGAAAGAUAGCAAACAGAGUGCUGAAAAGGAUUCCCUUGAUUUGGUGGAACAGGAGUCCAUGAAACUCAAGCAAAAUCUUGAUAUGGUAUCUGGAGCCUUAGAGUCUUCAAAAGUGCAUCCUUUAGGUACAGAAAAUGAAGAUAACCAAAAUGCAAAUGACCCAAAAGAUUCUAACCUUACCUCCUUGGAAUCUACUUUACCACCACCAUUACCUAAAUCUCCCUCUGAGUCUUGGCUUUGGCGCACGCUGCCUUCCAUUCCUCUGAGAACCCCAUUCUUAAGUUUUAACUCUAAGAAGCAGAAUCAGAAGUCCCACACUGAUGGCACCAAGUGGGAGACUAUCGUGAAAACUUCUAAUUUGCAUAAGGAUCAUGUCAGUUACUCCGAGGAACUGUAUUCUCUUGGUUCUUGUCAGCAGAGCAAAGCUUGAACGAUGGAUCAUUCAUUGAUAUGAAACAUCUUUUUUCUAUCGGUAUAGCUUCAAUGCUAUCCUGAAACUUUAUUAGUACAUUCCUUCUGGAGUUUCCUUGUCACCAUUUUAGUCUAGGUAUACGAGGAAGUUUUUUACCUCUUCCACUUCAAAAGAUUACUUGGUUUUGAUAGUGGUGAUUGUUGUAAUUUUCGAUUGACAUAGUAGUGGGCAUGAGAAUUGCUGAGUUUUCUUUGUAUUCCUGAAAACCAGCCCUUGCCUUGAGAAAUGAAUGAAUGAAUGAUAUUUGAUUCUAUAUGAGAUAUUCUGGCAUAGUAUUCCUUUUUAUAA
Molecule: messenger RNA, 2716 nt
Organism: Lycium barbarum (goji berry)
Lineage: Eukaryota; Viridiplantae; Streptophyta; Magnoliopsida; Solanales; Solanaceae
Exons: 4
Coding region: 386-2386 (666 amino acids)
Source: RefSeq, a predicted model, not a curated record